AUGCCGGACCGAGCUAGUUUCAAAGGCGAACACUGGAAAAACUACGUGACAGCCAAUAAACAGUUUGCCGAAUGCACGUUAAGAGCUCUAAGACAAUUACCGUGCAACAUCCGCGAAUCGCCGUUGAUUUGGGUACAUGACUACCAUCUGAUGCUGACAUCUAACUGGAUCAGACAAUAUGCCGAUGAAGAAGGUAUCCCUUGCAAGUUGGGCUUCUUCUUGUACAUACCUUUUUUAUCAUGGGAUAUUUUCCGUCUGUUUCCUUGGUCCGACGAAAUUUUACAGCGCAUGCUUGCCUGCCACAUGGUCGGCUUCCACAUGAUCGACUACUGUCUGCACUUUGUCAAUUGUUGUCAGCGCAAUUUGGGCUGUCGCGUCGACAGAAAGAACCUUUUGGUGGAGCACGGCGGCAGGACUGUUAUGGUGCGCCCUUUACCCAUCGGCAUACCUUUCGAAAGAUUCGUCGAGUUGGCCGAGCAAGCUCCGAGAGUGAUUUCAACGAACCAAAAAAUUAUUUUAGGCGUAGAUAAGUUAGAUUAUACCAAAGGUUUAGUGCACAGGCUGUUAGCGUUUGAGAAACUAUUGAAAAAACAUCCUGAACACUUGAAGAAGGUUUCGCUGUUGCAAAUUGCCGUGCCGUCGAGGACGGAUGCCAAGAAAUAUGUUAAAUAA
Messenger RNA from Ceutorhynchus assimilis (cabbage seed weevil), 672 nucleotides. The record is from the annotation of a GenBank genome assembly. Lineage: Eukaryota; Metazoa; Arthropoda; Insecta; Coleoptera; Curculionidae.